GGCGCGCAGGGCCAGACGGGAGCCACAUCUCUGCGGUCAGAACCUAGCUAGGAUUGGCGUUAGGGGCGGCCGUGCGGGGGCUGCUGGGAAGAUGGCAGACUCAGCGGCUAGCCGAUGAGGAGGCCGCGGGGGGCCCCUGGCUCCCGGGCCCCAAGACCGACUGAGGAAGCGACCUACGCGGGGCCUGGGGAGCCAUGGUCUCCAUCACCCAACUCAAUGCUUCGAGUCCUGCUUUCUGCCCAGGCCUCCUCUGCUCGGCUGUCUGGUCUGCUGUUGAUCCCACCAGUACAGUCCUGCUGUCUGGGGCCUGGCAAGUGGGGGGACUGGCCCUCGGGAGGCAGCCCCCACGCGGGUCCUGUGCAGGGGCUGCAGCGACUUCUGGAACAGGCGAGGAGCCCUGGGGAGCUACUGCGCUGGCUGGGCCAGAAUCCCACCAAGGUGCGGGCCCACCACUACCCUGUGGCACUUCGUCGCCUGGGCCAGCUCUUGGGGUCUCGGCCAUGGCCCCCUCCUGUGGAGCAGGUCACACUGCAGGACUUGAGUCAGCUCAUCAUCCGAAACUGCCCCUCCUUUGACAUUCACACCAUCCAUGUGUGUCUGCACCUUGCAGUUUUACUUGGAUUUCCAUCAGAUGGGCCCCUGGUAUGUGCCCUGGAGCAGGAGCGAAGGUUCCGCCUCCCCCGGAAGCCAGCUCCCCCUCUGCAACCUGUCCUUCCUGGUGGGCAGAGGUUGGAAGCUGCUCUGAGCUGCCCGCAUUUCCUGCGGCAUCCCCGGCAGCAGCUGAUCCGCAGCCUGGCAGAGGCAAGGCCAGAGGAACUAACUCCUCACGUAAUGGUGCUCCUGGCCCAGCACCUUGCCCGGCACCGGCUGCGGGAGCCCCAGCUUCUGGAAGCCAUUGCUCACUUCCUGGUGGUUCAGGAAGCCCAGCUCAACAGUAAGGUGGUACAGAAGUUGGUCCUGCCCUUUGGGCGGCUGAACUACUUGCCUCUAGAACAACAGUUUAUGCCCUGUCUUGAGAGGAUCCUGGCUCGGGAAGCAGGGGUGGCACCCCUGGCCACUGUCAACAUCUUGAUGUCAUUGUGCCAGCUGCGGUGCCUGCCCUUUAGAGCCCUGCACUUUGUCUUCUCACCAGGUUUCAUCAACCACAUCAGUGGCACUCCUCAUGCUCUGAUUGUGCGUCGCUACCUCUCCCUGCUUGACACAGCUGUUGAGCUGGAGCUCCCAGGAUACCAGGGUCCCCGCCUUCCCCGGAGGCAGCAAGUGCCCAUCUUCCCCCAGCCACUCACCACUGACCGUGCCCGCUGCAAGUACAGUCACAAGGAUAUAGUAGCUGAGGGGCUACGCCAGCUGCUGGGGGAGGAGAAGUACCGCCAGGACCUGACCGUGCCUCCAGGUUACUGCACAGACUUCCUGCUGUGUGUCAGCAGUAAUGGUGCUGUGCUUCCUGUGAGGACUCAGGAUCCCUUCUUACCAUACCCACCAAGGUCCUGUCCUCAAGGCCAGGCUGCCUUGAACCCCACUACCCGAGACCCUACCCAAAGGGUGGUUCUGAUGCUGCGGGAACGCUGGCAUUUCUGCCGGGAUGGCAGGGUGCUGCUGGGCUCACGGGCUCUGAGAGAGCGGCACCUUGGCCUAAUGGGCUACCAGCUCCUGCCGCUGCCUUUUGAGGAACUGGAAUCACAGAGAGGCCUGCCCCAGCUGAAGAGCUACCUGAGGCAAAAGCUCCAGGCCUUGGGCCUCCGCUGGGGGCCUGAAGGGGGAUGAAGGGAAGUAGUGGGUUAGGAUGGCCCCCCCAUGGGGGGCAGGCAAUUUGCACUUUGGCUUCCCUCUGUUUUGGUUCUCAUUAAAGUCCUUUUCCUUCA
Orycteropus afer afer is the source of this 1862-nucleotide messenger RNA. It is a transcript of the gene FASTK, whose product is annotated as Fas activated serine/threonine kinase. Lineage: Eukaryota; Metazoa; Chordata; Mammalia; Tubulidentata; Orycteropodidae. Gene Ontology annotation, cellular component: ribonucleoprotein granule; mitochondrial matrix. Gene Ontology annotation, biological process: mitochondrial RNA processing; regulation of mitochondrial mRNA stability. The record is from RefSeq and is a predicted model, not a curated record. Gene Ontology annotation, molecular function: RNA binding.